AACUGUCAUCAUUGAAAUUCAUGUUGACACAACAAAAUUAACCACAGCACUGGUUGAUAUUGCUGAGUAUAGUGAUUAUCCAGAAGAACAAGAAGUUCUCUUCGAUUUAGGGGCAUCAUUUACUAUAGAUAAUGUCACUUAUGACGAAAAAGAUAAAAUAUGGUUAGUUAAAUUAUCUUCUGUAUCUGAAGAAGUUUUAACGAAUGAUAUACAAACAUUACUUAAGGGAUGUACAGAAACAGAGAUGAACCUAUUACUUGGUGAAUUAUUACUGAGAAUGGGAUAUUACAGUAAAUGUCGAAAGUAUUUGGAAAGUCUUUUUAAUUUGUAUGGAAAUGGACAUGAAUAUAUGGCUAAAAUUUACGAACUUAUCAGUUGGUCGUACACUGAUGAAAAGGAAUAUGAUCAAGCGAUAUUGAACUAUGAGAAAGCAUUUGAUCGUUACUCAUCAUCUAAUCGAUGGGAAGAUGCUUCGAAAGUGGCAAGUGAUAUCGCUGCUUGUUAUUAUGGAAAAGAAGAUAAGAAUGCUGCGAAAACAUGUAAAUGUAAUCAUCAUGAUGAUAAAAUUGCACAAAUAUAUGAAAAUAUAGGUCUUACAUAUAGAGAUGAUGGAAAUUAUGUACAAACAAUUGUAUAUUUUCAAGAAAGUGAAAAAUUACGAAGAAAAUAUGUUACAUUCUGGAAAGAACGUAAAGCAUACACACAAUGUUUAAUCAAAAUUAUUGAACAACAUCUUAAUAUUGGAGAGAUUUAUAUGAAAACAAAAGAUUAUAAAUGGGCAUGUGAACAUUAUGAUAAAACUUAUGAAAUAUGUGAAACAAAAAUAACUUCGCAAGAAAAACAAGCACAAUGUUUGUUUGAUAUUGGUCAUCGAUUAUUAAUUGAUGAUAAAGAUUAUGCUUUUAAAUUUGUUACAAUGUCAGAAGUAUCUGAUAUAAUCAAUUCAAAUAAAAUAAUAUUGUAUGCAUUUCGUUUUGGAACAUCUGAUAAACUUGUUCAUCUCACUCAACAACAACUUGAUCGUAUUCCUUACUUGUGUGCUCUUGUGGCACAUAAAGAUGAUUUUUUAUUAAAUCAAAAUGAAUAUGAUGAAUAUGUACUGCAUCAUCCAAUUGAAUAUACUUGGUUUAUGCCUAUUUUUCGUUCAAUUACUUCCGAACAUCCAUACAUAUUAUUUAAUGAAGUACCUGAAGAUGAUAAUAUAUUAAGGGGCAAAUUUAAACUAAUAUCUAAAAAUAUGGCAAUCUAUAUCUAA
Messenger RNA from Rotaria sordida, 1255 nucleotides. NCBI's taxonomy places the organism in Eukaryota, Metazoa, Rotifera, Eurotatoria, Philodinida, Philodinidae. The record is from the annotation of a GenBank genome assembly.